Messenger RNA from Trichobilharzia szidati, 220 nucleotides. The record is from the annotation of a GenBank genome assembly. NCBI's taxonomy places the organism in Eukaryota, Metazoa, Platyhelminthes, Trematoda, Strigeidida, Schistosomatidae.
GCAUUGGAUGGGCUUCAGUUGUCCUGAUAUUUUUUGCCAGCCUUUAUUAUAAUGUAAUUAUAGCUUGGUCAUUUUUUUACUUCUUCGCAUCAUUUAUACCUGAGUUACCGUGGGAAAAGUGUAAUCAUUGGUGGAAUACAAUACACUGUCAAGAACAGUCCAGGCGUAAUAUUUCACUUGUAAAUUCAUCUGUAGCAACUGCAGCUAGAGAGUUUUUUGA